Messenger RNA from Penaeus vannamei (Pacific white shrimp), 1888 nucleotides. NCBI's taxonomy places the organism in Eukaryota, Metazoa, Arthropoda, Malacostraca, Decapoda, Penaeidae. The record is from RefSeq and is a predicted model, not a curated record.
AGAGUGUCACAAGCAUGGUGAGAACAUGGAAGAGGACGAGGCCACUUCACAUGAGAGUUGUGAGGAGACAACGACAUGUGCAGGAUGUAUGAAUGUCAUAGAGGACGAUGAGUUCUUCUCAGCUCUUGGCCAAGACUGGCACACAGAUUGCUUUCGGUGCAGUGCAUGUGAUGUGACACUUAGCAGUUGGUACUUCGAAAAAGAUGGUCUGCUCUUUUGUAAAAAUGAUUAUUGGAAGAAGUACGGUGAAGCAUGUCAGGAUUGUGGAGAGAUCAUCACUGGCCCGGUCAUGGUGGCGGGAGACCACAAGUUCCACCCGGAAUGCUUUGUCUGUACAUCUUGUUCGGCAUAUAUUGGGGAUGGAGAGUCCUAUGCCCUUGUCGAGAGAUCAAAACUGUACUGUGGCCUUUGCUACAAGAGACAAAUGCAGCCAUUGAAUAAAUCCACUUCAUAUAGUAAGAAACCUCAUAGUAUACAACUUAUUGAGCUGCCAGCAAAAUCAGACAACCAGCGGAGAAUCAAGUUAAGUGUCGACUCGAGAAAAGGUUUUCCUCUCGCAGGCCUUAGCAACUACAGAGGACUUCGCAUAGCAGAUGUUCCAUCACUCAAAGAAAGAUUACAACAGCUUGAUUCAGCGGCUGACUUGAUGUCCCUGCAUAUUGGUGACAGGAUCUUAGAGGUGAAUGGAAGGCCUGUACAGGACUAUUGUAUUGAGGAUAUAGAAAAUCUCAUUGCAAGCUCUCAAGAUGUGCUGCAACUGACCAUAGAACAUGAUCCAGAGGAAGUGGCAUCACGACGCCAAAGUUUUCCCUUUUUGUCAACAAACCGACCUGCGCUGAGCACUUGUGAUCAGGCAGAGAAGGAGGGGUUGCGGGAGAGAUUAUGCAAGAGAAGAGAUGAAGGAUACGUUUCUGGCACACAGAGAAGUCGUCAACUAAGGCGAGGCAGAGGGUGCAAGGAACGAGCCUCGUCACUUCCAAAGUUGUUAGAUAAUGACUGUCCUCGGGAAAGUGGUUACUAUGACCUCAGCAGGACAAAGUCAUUCCGUGUUGAGCCAAAGAAUCAUCGUAUCUUCCGUGCAUCUGAUCUCACUCAGGGAGAACUUCUUGGUAAAGGUUUUUUUGGACAGGUAUACAAAAUGACUCAUUCAGAGACUGGAGAAGUAAUGGUUUUGAAAGAGCUGUACAGAGUAGAUGAGCAAGCACAGACAAAUUUUCUUAAAGAGGUUGCAGUUUUAAGAAGUCUAAGUCACAAAAAUGUCCUGCGAUUCAUUGGAGUCUUAUACAAGGACCGCAAACUACAUUUACUUACAGAAUACAUCUCAGGUGGGACUCUCAAAGAGAUCAUCCAUGCUCUUGAUGAGCCUCUACCCUGGGACCAGCGAAUCAGCUUCGCCAAAGAUAUAGCCUCAGGCAUGGCGUACCUGCAUAAUUGUGAUAUUAUACAUAGGGACCUCAACUCCCACAACUGCCUAGUCAGAGAGGAUAAGACAGUUGUAGUAGCUGACUUUGGUUUAGCUCGUAUUAUGCCUCAAAACAACUGGACUGCUGAGAGAAAGAAGUUUGGUAAAAGACAUGCAAGAAAAAAGAGAUAUACUGUUGUUGGUAACCCAUACUGGAUGGCACCAGAAAUGAUGAAAGGGAACAAAUACGAUGAAAAAGUAGACAUCUUCAGCUUUGGAAUUAUCUUGUGUGAGAUUAUCGGUCGAGUGGAAGCAGACCCCGACUACAUGCCACGGUCUAUGGACUUUGGCCUAAAUGAGUCGGUCUUCAAAGCUAAAUAUUGCGAGGAAUGUCCAGAGCCUUUUUACAAGAUAGCCUUCUUGUGUUGCAAUGUUAAUCCUGAUGCAAGGAAAAGGGAUUUAGAGCUAGCAAUUGAGAAUUUGUGA